Molecule: messenger RNA, 1458 nt
Organism: Neospora caninum
Lineage: Eukaryota; Apicomplexa; Conoidasida; Eucoccidiorida; Sarcocystidae
Exons: 1
Coding region: 1-1458 (485 amino acids)
Source: RefSeq, a predicted model, not a curated record
AUGGGCACCUGUGGAGUGGCGCCCGUUGCCUCCCCAUCAUCGUUGAAAAACCCAGACACCUCCCGCAAUGAAACGCUCGGUGUGAGCGACGACAGACUUCGAAGAAAAAGGGAUGUCAUUUUAGUGCAGCAUCCUUCAAGCCCACAACGUAGCAAGUGUUGUGAGACGGCAGAUCAUGUAGUUUACAAUGGGGUGGUUGUUCCAAAUGCCGAAGGACACGCCGUGUGGAACGGAGUGUUCACCCAGCAAAUAGGCAAGAAACUGGGGAAAUUGCCGAGCAUACAGCGGCGCAGAACUGAAGCUCCCUCAUCAGCACAUGAAAACCACCGCACCCAGGUCGGUCAACCAUAUGACAGUUGUAAUUUGGUUUUCGGAUCAGAAUUAAACCUCAUAGCCAGCGACAGUGUACGCGACUGCAGAAAAGCUCGGUUCGAGAAGCGAUGGAAAGAGGCUGUACAGUUCCACAGGGGAAAACGCAAGGUCAUGAUGUCGGUGGGCGAAUCACCUCCGAAUGAGUCAAGAAAUCAGCGAUUGCUUGCCCGUAGGCAAUUUGAUAAUGAGAACGUGUUGAGGCAGUGCUCAUUGCAAGAUCAGAUCCGAGAUAAGUGUGAAUUCCCGACCGAGCCGGUGGUGGUAUCUGUGCGUUGGCUACCUAAGCAAGUUCAUGGUCGCUCCACUGCCAUGGAUGAAACCAUGAAUAAUUCGUUUGCUUUGAGAAGAUGGAGUAAACACCGUUUUGUUCGAGCUGUCACUUCCAUCAUCAAGAGGAACAGGUUACUCCGCCGUUUGGCAACCCUAACGCAAGCUGUGCCCUGGCAGUGUUCCUCCUCAGCUUCGAUUUCAUCGACAACUGGUCUAGCGCGAAACGGCUCAGCCAUGAAGUUGUCUGAUGACGAUAGUGAGAAUGGAGAACAAGGAGAUGUUUCUAAGAAGGCGAUUCAUUCUGUCCUCCUUCGUCGGUGCACAACAGUACAACGCCUGUUCCAGAUUCCUGCAACGACCCACACGGUCCCUCCCUGGUUCUGUGUGAAAGAAAGAGUGAAUGUAGCGGACUUGAUACAAUGCGUCAAAGAAUACAACAAUAUGAAACCGAUUCCACAGAUAGACUACCAAAUCAUGGGUUUGCGAGAACAUCCCAUCCCGACCUCAGCUUGGCACCUCGAACAGAGCGAUCGAGAACUUGUCGCAGCUUUGCUUAGACCACAGAAUCAUUCGUUCUCAGGAGGAGCAAUAGAGAAAACAGCUGACGAAAAGCCAAGCUUGCCAAUUUUGAAGUUCGAUCCACCUGUUAUAAACGGCGUGUUCUUCAUGACCCCUGCAACCGCCGAAUUCCGGCCUCUUGUUCCCUUACCCCGAUACGUCGAAACAGACCUCGGGCAUUGCUUUCAAAAAGUAAGAUACUGUUGCUUCGAGAACUCGAAGAAAGACGUCAAUUCGUCAGUUCACUCUGCAGAAUGA